Nothobranchius furzeri (turquoise killifish) is the source of this 4231-nucleotide messenger RNA. It is a transcript of the gene ganabb, whose product is annotated as glucosidase II alpha subunit b. Gene Ontology annotation, cellular component: glucosidase II complex. Gene Ontology annotation, biological process: N-glycan processing; carbohydrate metabolic process. Lineage: Eukaryota; Metazoa; Chordata; Actinopteri; Cyprinodontiformes; Nothobranchiidae. The record is from RefSeq and is a predicted model, not a curated record. Gene Ontology annotation, molecular function: glucan 1,3-alpha-glucosidase activity; carbohydrate binding.
CACUGGUUUCAUUUACUAUUUACUUGCAAGAGGGCAGAGUUUGUCAGUGCGGGGCCACAGUCUGUAAACACGAUAGCUGUUCUGGGUUUUAAACGGCGCUGCAGAGAGCUCUUCAAACAGGAAAAGUCGAGUUCUCUUCAAUUAAAUUAGCGGCGGCUGGGCAGGCUGCUAGCGCGGUUAGCAUAGUGAUUCAAAAAGCGGGAUGGUGCCUGUUUUGGUGGUCUGGCUGGCCUUGUGUCUCAGUGGGACAUGGGCUGUGGACAGGAGCAACUUCAAGACAUGUGACCAGAGUUCCUUCUGCAAGCGUCAGCGGGCCCUGAAGCCUGGUGAGUCCCCUUAUCGAGCCCUGCUGGAGACCAUGGAGCUGACAAACACCAGACUCACCCUACAGCUCAUCAAUGACAACAACAAGGUACGUCUGCUGCUGGAGCUCUACCGUCUCCAGGGAAACAUGACAAGGGUGAAGAUUAACGAGCUGAAGCCUCUGAAGCCUCGCUAUGAAGUCCCAGACGUACUCGUCAGGGAGCCACCUACUGAGCCCCUGUCUGUGUUGUCUCAGGAUGAGAACGGGGUGGUGCUGUCCCUGGGGGUGGAGUCCCAAAGGGUCAUCGUCAGCGCCCAGCCCUUCCGACUCGACAUCGUGGAGGGGCACAAUGUGCUGAUGUCACUGAACUCUCGCGGCCUGUUGGCCUUUGAACACCUUAGGAUGCGCAAGGACACUUUCUCCUAUAAAGUAACUAGCACAGUGGCUAGCCUGUGGGAUAAUAUCAAGAGGGUAUUCUCUAGUCAGGCAGAGCCAGAGGCUGAGAACAAGGAGGAGGCGGAUACGGCCCAUCAGGCUGAGACUACCAAAGAAGAGGAAGAGAAAGUAGAGGAAGGGAUGUGGGAAGAAACAUUUAAAUCACAUUCUGAUAGCAAACCUAAUGGUCCAUCUGCUGUUAGUUUAGACUUCUCUUUGCCCGGCGUGGAGCACGUCUACGGCAUCCCAGAACACGCAGACACACUCAGGCUGAAAACCACAGAUAACGGUGAUCCAUAUCGGCUCUAUAACCUGGAUGUUUUCCAGUAUGAGCUGUAUAACCCCAUGGCCUUGUAUGGGGCUGUCCCAGUUAUGCUGGCACACAACACCCAACGAACUACAGGCAUCUUCUGGCUCAAUGCUGCAGAGACCUGGGUGGAUAUAAGUUCAAACACGGCAGGAAAGACUGUGUUUGGGAAAAUGUUGGAUUACGUUCAAGGCUCCAGUGAAACUCCACAGACGGAUGUCCGCUGGAUCUCUGAGAGUGGCAUCAUCGAUGUUUUCAUUAUGUUGGGACCGACUCCCAAAGACAUCUUCUCUCAGUACGCCUCUCUAACAGGCACCCAGUCCUUCCCCCCUCUAUCGUCCCUCGGGUACCACCAGUGCCGCUGGAACUACAAUGACCAGGAGGAUGUGCGCUCGGUAGACGCUGGCUUCGAUGAGCACGAUAUUCCCUACGACUUUAUUUGGCUGGACAUCGAGCACACAGACGGGAAGCGCUACUUCACCUGGGAUCCUCACAAGUUUGCAUCCCCGAAGGACAUGCUGCAGGGUCUGAAGGACAAGAAACGCAACAUGGUUGCAAUUGUAGAUCCUCACAUCAAAGUAGACAGUAACUACAAGAUCCAUAAUGAAAUCCGCUCUCGAGGUUUCUACGUCAAGAACAAAGAUGGCGGGGACUAUGAAGGCUGGUGCUGGCCUGGUAAUGCUGGUUAUCCAGACUUCACCCAACCCGACAUGAGGGCCUGGUGGGCCAGCAUGUUCUCCUAUGAUCAGUAUGAGGGCUCCAUGGACAACCUCUACACGUGGAACGACAUGAACGAGCCCUCUGUGUUUAACGGCCCCGAGGUCACCAUGCACAAAGAUGCCGUGCACGGAUCCUGGGAGCACCGUGAUGUCCACAACCUGUACGGCUUGUAUGUGCACAGGGCCACGAUGGAGGGUUUGAUCCAAAGGUCUGGAGGAGUUGAGCGUCCGUUUGUCCUGACCAGGGCUUUCUUCGCCGGCUCCCAGCGCUACGGUGCUGUCUGGACUGGAGAUAAUGCUGCUGAGUGGGACCACCUGAAGAUCUCUAUCCCCAUGUGUCUGAGUCUGGGUCUGGUCGGAAUCUCCUUCUGCGGCGCUGACGUUGGUGGUUUCUUCAAGUCUCCGAGCCCUGAGCUGCUGGUGCGCUGGUACCAGACGGGAGCUUACCAGCCCUUCUUCAGAGCUCACGCCCACCUGGACACUCCUCGUCGUGAGCCGUGGCUGUUUGGUCCAGAAAACACGGCCCUGAUCCGUGAAGUUAUACGCCAGCGCUACACGUUCCUGCCCUACUGGUACCAGCUGUUCUACCAUGCAUAUCGCACCGGAGAGCCGGUCAUGAGAGCUCUGUGGGUGGAGUAUCCUCAGGAUCCUGCUACGUUUGCUGUGGAUGAUGAGUUUUUGAUCGGACGGGAUUUGUUGGUGCACCCUGUUACUGAAGAGGGAGCCAGAGGAGUCACCGCCUUCCUGCCUGGGAAAGAGGAGGUCUGGUUUGAUAUCCACACCUUUCAGAAGCACAAUGGGGCCCAGAACCUUUACAUCCCUGUCACCAUGAGCUCUAUUCCGGUGUUCCAGCGAGGUGGCUCCAUCAUUCCCAGGAAGCUUCGAGUUCGCCGAUCCUCCGCCUGCAUGGAGCACGACCCCUACACUCUCUUUGUGGCUCUUAAUACUCGGAGAACUGCAGAGGGUGAACUCUACAUAGACGAUGGCCACACCUUUAACUUCGAUAACAAGGAGUUUAUCCACAGGAGGCUGUUCUUCUCUAACAACGUGCUUUCCUCAGUUAACGUUGCACCUGAAGCCCAGUUUACAACCAAAUCCUGGAUUGAACGUGUCGUCAUACUGGGAGCCAGUAAACCCAGGAAGGUUACUCUUAUAACUGCUGAUGGUCACAAGAGCCAGCUAGACUUUGAUUUUGAUGCUUCCGUGUCGGUUCUGACGAUCCGUAAGCCCAGCAUGAACGCAGGGGAAGACUGGAGCAUGGCCCUUCAGUAACCAUAGAAACGAGAGUGGAGGAGUAAACGACUAAACUGACCUGAUAGAGAGGGUGGGGUGAGGGAUCAGAACCAACUAGGAAAGGAUAACUAAGCUACUGCAUCAAUUACAUUUUCCAUCCACACAGACAUCAGUAAACAUGUUAGUCCAGGUGAAACUCUUCAUUUCUCUCUUAAGUCACUGUAAUACAGGACAAUGAUCUAAGGUUACUAGAUAGAUAACUAUUACAUUUCAGAUGAGGAACAACACUUGUUCAAGCCAUGUCUUUGGGUUAAGAAUGAAAACAUCUUUUUGGGUUAUUCCUCAGUUGACUCGUUGUUUGCCUCAGGAAAAAAAAAAGACUGGGGAUUUUUAUCAUUUAAAGUGAAGCUCCAUGUUUAAAUGUCGUGCUGAACUUGCUUCUGGUCCCCUAAAAUCACAGAAAAAUCUCAAUCAUUCCAUUUUUAAAGCCUCGUCUGAAAUCAGCUGAAAGAGAAGCCUUCUGUCUUGUGUCAUGCCAAACAUCUAGGGAAGGUUCGACUCAUUUAACUAUCUUGAAGCGACACAAAUCUUUCUUUAUACCAGUCCUGCCCAGUUCUUUGUGUUAAGCCUGUUUUUGAGUCUCUGAUUAGAUUCUGUGAUUGAUAAAUAUUAAUGAUUAUUGCUACCCCUUCAUAAAUUUGGAGGUGUCUUUUUAGCUGAUUUGAGCAAACUCGGCAUCUAAAAUCACUUCAGGGGACUGAACAACCACUGUGGAUUGUUCUGCUGAUGUGCUUUCUAUGUUUUGUUUUGUAUUUUUCCUAUUUUGGGUGUGCCGGACUUUUAAUGCACUCAAUGAAGAGUUUAACUUUAGAUUUCCAUGUGUUACUAAGUAUUUGUAGAACUCAUGAUAGCUCAUGUGGGUUAGGUUUUAUUGACUAGAUCCAGGUAAAUCGCUCAGAUCAACUUGUUAAUUUAAACACCUGUCCAGAAUGAAUGCAGGGGUUAGUCAUGAAUGCCAUGGAUUCACUGUAGUCCUGCUGUCAAGUCAAACCUUGUGACAUAAUGAGGUUUUGUUCUGCAGGUUUCUUUCAGAUUGUUUUUAAUGAUCAUCAAUGUCGCUGUAUUUUUGUUGAUGGCUUGAACUGGUGAAAAUGGAAGUAAACAAUUGCACUUCAGCUGUCAAGUGUCCAACAGAUGAGACCAAGUGAAAAUAAAGUUGAUCAAAUGUGAAAA